Molecule: messenger RNA, 906 nt
Organism: Sclerotinia trifoliorum
Lineage: Eukaryota; Fungi; Ascomycota; Leotiomycetes; Helotiales; Sclerotiniaceae
Source: the annotation of a GenBank genome assembly
UUUGGGAAUAAUUUUGUGGUUUAAUUUUGGUUUUGAUUCUUGAGCUGGGGGCUUUUUUUAUUUUUAUAUUUUAUGGAUUAGUUGAUUUAUUUUAUUCUUUUUGUGAGUAGAUGUAAAUCUUCAAUCUUCAAUCUUCAAUCACCCACCCCAAAUCCAAAACCAACUUCCAAGCCUCCCCAUCAAAACCAUCAAACCCAACAAUGUCCCCCAAUCCCCGCAUCUGGACGCGAAAAGAAAUCGAAUCCCUAAUAUCCCAAAACCACAAAAUAACAAUCCUCAAUGGGGACGUAAUAAAAGCAGACGCAUAGCUACCAUAUCAUCCAGGCGGAGAAAAAUCAAUCAUGCAUAUGAUUGGUCGCGAUGCAACUGAUGAGAUUAGAGCGUUGCAUUCGAAGGAUACACAAGUGUUUAUGCGCAAAUUUGUGAUAGGGGUGGUAGAGGGGAGGUGGAAGAUUUUUUUGCCGAGUAUUAGGGGGUGUUUUAGGGGUUGGAGUGGGAGGAUGAGGAUGAGGAUGAUGGGGUUUUGUGCGAGGAGGGAGGAGAGGAAGAAGAAGAAGAAGGAGGAGAUGCUAGCUUGUUGAGAAUUUCUUCAACAUCAUCCCUAAUUUCCGAUACUGGAGAAAAAAGGAAUGAGGUUCGUUGGAGAAGAACAGAUAAUAAGAUAUCUAUUCCUCUCCUUUCGUCUUCAUCCUCACCAGAAUCGAAAAACUCACAUUUCACAUCCGCAGAAGCAUUAACCGCACACCUAAUAUCAACCGACCUCACCAAAUAUCCCUCUCUAGACGCAAAAACCCAAGAAAAAAUCAUCACCAAAUAUCGCGAACUCGAUAAAAAACUACAAGCAGAAGGUCUCUACAACUGUCCCUACAGCUUCUACGCUAUUGACAUCCUCCGAUACAUAAUCCU